Molecule: messenger RNA, 1811 nt
Organism: Melanotaenia boesemani (Boeseman's rainbowfish)
Lineage: Eukaryota; Metazoa; Chordata; Actinopteri; Atheriniformes; Melanotaeniidae
Gene: b3gnt2l
Product: UDP-GlcNAc:betaGal beta-1,3-N-acetylglucosaminyltransferase 2, like
Exons: 2
Coding region: 246-1556 (436 amino acids)
Cellular component (GO): membrane
Molecular function (GO): protein N-acetylglucosaminyltransferase activity
Source: RefSeq, a predicted model, not a curated record
GCUGUUUUUCUUUUUAUACUCAAUUAUCUUCUAAUUGAACACUGGGGAGCAGAUUGUCAGCAGCUACAUCCCAGAAGACUUUCCUGCAAGACCAAUCGUUAAAGUUGGAAAAUGUAUGCCUGUUUAUAUGUGGCAUAUUAAACUCGGGUGCAUCAGGAACGUCACCUCCUGGCAGAGGCUGUGUAACCCGUGAUCAUCUCCCUGAAAAACCAGUCCACACAAUUUGGUUUACUUACUCUGAGCCAAUGCGUUGCAUUAAGAGCAUAAGUGUGAUAGUGUUUUUGACUUCUAUCUUUCUUAUCAUCCUCUACUCGACCCUGCACCUGGAGUUGUCCCACUCUGUCAGGGCUUCACUGCAGGACCUCCAGAAUGAACCUGACCUGAACAAUGCUGCAAAAAAUUCCUUCAAGGAGGAGAGCCUCAACAGUCCUCUCCCAGAUGUCAACACUGUCACAGUUUCUCAGGGCAUGGUGAACUUUGAUUUCCAUGAUUUCUCAGUUUCUCAGGGCUUUAGAGAGAUCAUCCCUCAGAAUGGAGGGUACUGGAACCGACUGCUGUUUUCAGCCUUGAGAAGUUUGGACAACAGAAAAAAUCCUUUAAUAAACAAGCUUCCUUGGCUUGGCUGCAGGCAGGAGAAUCAACAGCUUCUACAAAUCAAUGUUCAUGACUUUAACUCUUACCCUGAUUUGUUUCAGUCUUUUCUGCAAGGCAUGAACUGCAUGUCCCCUCCGGUUCUGAUCAAUCAACCCAACAAGUGCAUCCCCAAAGACAAAAACGGGGACAAACAGACCUUCCUGCUUUUUGCCAUCAAGUCAACACCAAGAAACUUUGAGAGGAGACAAGCAGUGAGGGAGACGUGGGGUAGAGAAGGGGAGUAUCAGAAUGGGCUAAGAGUGCGCACUGUGUUCCUACUUGGUAGCACCUCAAUGGACGACCCCGACCUCAGCGCACUGCUGUCGUAUGAAGCAAAACACUUUGGAGACCUGCUGCAGUGGGACUUCCACGACUCCUUCUUUAACCUGACCCUCAAAAUGAGCGUAUUUAUGAAGUGGACACUGAAAAAUUGCCCUCAGGUCUCCUUCAUCUUCAGUGGGGAUGAUGAUGUUUUUGUCAACACACCUUUAUUGCUCACUUACCUGCAGUCUCUGGAGGCUUCAAAAGCAUCUCAGCUGUAUGUUGGACAAAUAAUUAGCUCAGCAAGCCCCCACAGAGACUCUAGAAACAAAUACUACAUUCCUCAGAGCUUCUACGAUGGACCAUACCCCGCAUACGCUGGUGGAGGUGGUUUUGUUUUCUCAGGAGCUUUGAUGCAGCCCCUAUUUUUAGCUUCUCAUGUCAUUCCUUUCUACCCUAUCGAUGAUGUUUACAUGGGUAUGCUAUUUAGGGCUUUAGAGGUUUCUGCUGAGGCCCACACAGGAUUUCAGACGUUUGAUGUCAAACAGCAAGAUCGUGCAAAUGUUUGUGUCCAUAAAGGCCAUAUUCUGGUUCAUCAGCGUUUCCCACAGGAGAUAAAGAAGAUAUGGAACGCCAUCAACAGUCCCAUGCUGACUUGUUGAACUAAUUGACAAGCAAAUUCCCUUUUUUUUUUCUUUUUUUUUAUAAACUAAAGGCUUAUUAAUUAUACAUUAGGGAAAAGCAGAGCAAUUCUGCUUGGAGUAUUUUAGUAAAGCAAUUUUUAAAAUGUCUGCAUAUCUCUAUAGGAAGACCAGUUUUACCAUGAAGGGAGAAAAAAAAAACAAAUGCAAAUGCUGAUAUCCUGCGGACAUGAGCAUUUGCAUGAAUUGUUAGCCUACUUUUACUUAUCUACAGAA